CGCGUUUUUCUUGUUCUAUAUUUUCCGCCACGAAGCUCUUUAAACUAAAAUUUCUUUUUAUAUCGCACUUAAAUAAUAGUAAAGAAUGAAUCUGGAGGACAUAUCGGUGGUGAUGAAGCUAUGCGACGACAACGUGCAGAAGCUUCAAGGGAAUCUCCAAUCCUACCAGCGAGAUGUGCGACGCAUUAAGAACAUGAUGACGAAAAGAUGGGAGCAGAUGGAUCGACUGGACAAAAGCCUUAUUGCCCAGCACGACCAGUUGGUGGGCAGUCUGACCGAAGUCAAUGCCUAUAUCAUCAAGCUGAACCUGCACAUAGAGCUCAACCGACCGUCGGGGCAAUUUGGAGAGGAGGAAAGGUCGGAGGACUCCUUAGAUGAACCAUACUCACCUAACAACUCUUCAAUGGCAGUCAAAGGAGUUAGUUCUGAUGAACUGGAUGAACUGCCGCCGGAGAAGGCCUCCGCCGAGAAGAGCAUGGAACCAGUACUGCCACCAUCAACCAGUCCCAAACCGGUAUCUACAAAAAACAAUCGAUCUCUUCUUGCUCCAAAAAACUCCACCCAGACGAUCAGCAAUGAUAUCUGUAAGGGAAAUUCCAAGGAAGUAACCCAUUUUCAAACUAACGAAAAUCCAGUGAUCAUUAAGUCAUUGGCGGAAGAGCCUAAGGUUACUAAUUCAACAAGCAUGAAAGACUCUCAACAAAGAUCCAUAAGUUUAACACCAUUAGAAAUAGAAGACACCCCAGAGGUCAUUAAGUCUUUCCAGGAAGAGCUAAAGGUUGCUAACAGCGAUGAUAUCUCCAAACAAGAUUCCAAAAACACAACUCCUUUGCAAAUUGAAGAGACCCCCAAGAUCAUUGAGUCUUACCCAUUUAAAGCGAGUCCAGAAAUCAUUAAGUCUAUCCAGAGAGAAAAAAAGGUUUCUACUUCUUCGUGCAAUGAUAUCUGCCAACAAAAGUUUAAAAAAACAACUUCUUUGCAAAUUAAAGAGAGUCCAGAAAUCACUAACUCAGUCCAGGGAGAGACAAAGCUUGCUACUCUCACCAUCAAUGAUAUCUCGAAUCAAAAUUCCACGAACGUAACUCCCCUUCAAGCUGAAGGGAAACCGUCCGAUCAGAUUUCUGUCUCCCCACCGGCAACCACUGCGAAGCUGUCAAAAGCUCCUAGGAGCCAAAACCUCUUGGCUCCCAAAGGUGGCACCCAGACCUCCAGCACGGGGAUCUACAAUCAAAUUUUGAAGAACAUGGCUGCCUUCCCCGCCAGAACCUUGGUUACCGCCGCAUUGGUGCACGUGAACCUAGCGGAUGACUGCAUCUAUGUGGCCAAAUGGGAUGAGAGUACACAGAGAAUUCAGAAGGUGCUCCAAGGACAGGUGGUUCUGCAAGAAUUGGCUCAGCUGCCCGACUACGGAGACAUCUUUGCGGUGCUCGACAGUAGCGACGACAUUAUUACCCGCAUGACCAUCAACAGCAGUUGCGCUGGAGGAGGCUACUAUGGUUAUCUGAUAGACUAUGGCGAGCACAUUCACCUGAACGGCAACGAAACCAUAUACGAAUUGCCCGAUGACAUAAGACGGCUGCCGGCGGAAGCCAUAAGGGGUCGAUUAAUCAAUUACGAUAUUGCGGAAUUGAAAACCUUUCUCUACAAGAAUCUAAAGCUGCGUGUGCUAGAAAACAAUGGCAUUGAACUGGUGCUGGAAGUGAUUGAGGAUAACCUCAGCAAAGUAAUAGCUUCGAAUGAAAAUAAGACCUACAAUGAACGUCGUGCUGCAGUAAGCGAGGCAGACAUGGCCAUGCUGAAUGAUAUCGAAGAGAGCACCAGUGAUCCUCUGAAGGCAGUACUGGGCUUUAGACCCACGGACGAGCAACGCAUUUGCCGGCACUACGAUCCACAGCUAAAUGGGUGCUUCAAGGGCAACAACUGUCGAUUGGUCCAUGAACCCUUCGCUCCCUAUGGCGCCACCAAGGAUGUGGAGGUAGCUGGUCCUCUUCCGGAAACCGUCUUCGAUACACCAGUGCCCUACGAAAUUGGAAGCAUUGUCCGCAUCUUGAUCACCUUUGUCAAUGGACCCACCGAGGUCUAUGCCCAGUUUUUGGACGGAUCUGCUCCCCUGGUGUGGGAGGAGAAUGAUGUGCCCGAGAACAAGCGACAUUUCAAGCAGAAGCCGCGCAUUCUGGACAUUGUACUGGCCCUCUACAGCGACGGCUGCUUCUAUCGCGCUCAGAUAAUCGAUGAGCUGGAUAAGGAGUACAAGAUAUUCUAUGUGGACUAUGGCAACACUGAGUUUGUUCCACUGAGCUCCUUGGCUCCCUGCGGCGUUGAGGAGAGCUUGAAGCCCCAUCGGUGCAUCAGUUGUCAAAUGGAGGGAGUUGUCAGGGCAGCAUUUCUCACACACGAGCAGACUUUUGAAUGCGUGGAGUACCUCAAAAGCAAAGUGCUGAACAGGGAGAUGGAUGUAAAGCUGGUGAAUCGCCUGCCGGAUGGUUUUAUGAUUCGCUUCCUGGACGAUUGGAAGGAAGUACCGCGACACCUCAUAAAUCGCAGGUACGUCGACCCAGUGUUUGGGAAAAAGCGUGGAUCCGAAGGUGAGCAGGGUGAGAAUCAACCUCUGGCAGGCGACGAUUUACAAUGAUCACUAAAUUCUUUAAGAGUAGUUUAUAAAUUUAAUAAUUUUAUGUUUAAUCAUACUUAAGUUUAUUUUAUUGUCUUUUCAAAAACAUCAAACUAAGCGCCAUUUCUGAAGAAAUGUUUCCUUUUUUUCAUUUCUGACACGGAUCAAUUUUACUUUUUUCCACUAACUUUACAAUGUUAAUAUUUUUUUCGAUGGACUCGUUUACUGUUUUUGGAUCAGUAUUAAACCUUCAGUUAUACCAAAUAAACUGGCUAUGUUCCAACACGUUAUCCACAUGUCAA
Drosophila biarmipes is the source of this 2913-nucleotide messenger RNA. RefSeq lists its product as uncharacterized. The coding region runs from base 86 to 2632 and encodes 848 amino acids. The transcript is spliced from 2 exons. The record is from RefSeq and is a predicted model, not a curated record. Lineage: Eukaryota; Metazoa; Arthropoda; Insecta; Diptera; Drosophilidae. Gene Ontology annotation, molecular function: metal ion binding.